Molecule: messenger RNA, 2757 nt
Organism: Miscanthus lutarioriparius
Lineage: Eukaryota; Viridiplantae; Streptophyta; Magnoliopsida; Poales; Poaceae
Source: the annotation of a GenBank genome assembly
AUGGACUUGGUCACGGGUGCGUUGAGCUUGCUCCCCUCCAAGCUGCUGGAGCUGCUCAAGGACGAGUACAAGCUGCAGAAGGGCGUUAGGGAACAAGUGCAGUCCCUUUCCUGGGAGCUUGAGAGCAUGCACGCCGCCCUCCGCAAGGUGGCGGCAGUGCCAUGGGACCAGCUCGACGAGCAGGACAAGGUCUGGGCGCGCGAGGUCAGGGAGGCAUCCUACGACAUGGAAGAUAUACUCGACACCUUCCUCGUGCGUGUCGACGGCCAAGAACAGGCUGAUCCGAGCAAGUUCAAGCACGCCAUGAAGUACAUGGGAGACCUGUUCAGCAAGGGCAAGGCUCGACAUGAAAUUUCUUGCGCCAUUGAAGAUAUCAAGAAGCAACUUGAGGAUAUAACAGAGCGGCGUAAAAGGUAUAGGGUCGAUGAUCUUGUGGCCAAGCCUGCUGCUACAACAAGUAUUGAUCCACGGAUCUCGGCUCUGUACACAAAAGUGUCACAGCUGGUGGGCAUAGGAAAGCCAAGGGAUAAGGUUGCAAAACUGCUGACAUCAAUAGCGGAAGACAUGGAGACGAAGAUAGUCUCUAUUGUUGGGUUUGGUGGGUUAGGCAAGACUACUCUUGCUAAAGCUGUGUAUGAGAAUCUUAGUCAGGAUGUCCGUUUCAAGGCUUUUGUUCCUGUUGGCCGGAAUCCAGACUUGAAAACAGUCUUAAAGGACAUUCUUAUUGAUCUGGACAAGCAACGUUACACCACCGAAUUAAAUUUGACAAUAUUGAAUGAAAGGCAGCUAAUCGAUGAACUUCGAGAGUUCCUCAAGGAUAAGAGGUACUUCAUUGUUAUUGAUGACAUAUGGGAUGUACCAUCGUGGAACAUAAUAAGAUAUGCUCUGUAUGACAAUAGCUUGGGAAGCAAAAUAGUCAUAACUACCCGCAAGCAUGAUGUUGCCAUGAAAGUUGGUUGUUCUUAUAACAUGGAACCCCUUCCCUAUGAGAGUUCUAAAGAAUUAUUCUAUGGGAGAAUAUUUGGCUCUGAACAGAAAUGUCCUAAAAAAUUUGUGGAAAUAUCUGAAGGCAUAAUUAAGAAAUGUAGAGGCGUGCCAUUAGCUAUCAUUACCACAUCAAGUUUUUUGGCAAAUAAGUUGGGAAAUAUAAAAGAGUGGUAUGAGUUUUGUGAGUCUAUUGGUUCCGGACUUGGAGGCAAUUCUGAUAUGGAAAACAUGAGAAAGAUAUUAUCUCUUAGCUAUUAUGAUCUACCAGCUCAUCUGAAGACCUGCUUAUUAUACUUAAGUGUAUUUCCAGAAGACUAUGAGAUUAACAGUGGGCGGCUGAUAUGGAGGUGGAUAGCUGAAGAUUUUGUUCCACCUGGAGAAGGGGGCCAAAGUUUAUUUGAGCUUGGACAGAGUUACUUCUAUAAGCUUAUAAAUCGAAGCCUGAUCCAGCCAGCACAGAUGGAUAUGGAUGGUAUGCCUUUGGCUUGCCAUGUCCAUGAUAUGGUGCUUGAUCUCAUUUGUUCCCUGUCAAGAGAAGAAAAUUUUGUUGCAACUAUAUUAGGUGACACCAAGCAAAACACAUCAUCUUGGGGAGGCAAGGUUCAUAGGUUGUCCCUCCAUAAUACUACUUGGCCUACGUUGGACAUGUCAAAACUAAGGUCACUUACUAUCUUCAAUGGUGCUAUAAUUAAUCCGGUGCCAUCCCUUUCAUGCCAUCGUCUUCUUCGUGUAUUGGAUCUCAAUGGCUGCAAUCUUGGGGACCAUCAAAAUUUGAGUUUUGUUGGGAGCUUAUUUCACCUGAGGUAUCUAGGGAUAAGAGGUACUGGAUAUGAUGGUGAGCUCCCAUUGGAGAUCGGGAAGCUACAGGUUCUGCAGACAUUGAGCUUGUCUGGAACUAAUUGUAUAGAAUUGCCAUCGAGUAUUGCUGGGCUAAAACGAUUGAAGUGUCUGGAUCUUGAUUGGAAUAUAUGCCUGCCAGAUGGAUUGAGGAAUCUAACAUCGUUAGAAGUGAUAUGGUGUGCAAUUGUUGAUUCUGCGCACAUUGUAGAAGAGCUAGGCCAUCUGACGCAACUGAGGAUCCUUACUGUCCAGCUGAAAUUGGGCAAGGAAACAGGAUGUGAUGAUGAGGGCAUAUGCAAAGCUUUAGUGGAGUCCCUAGGUAAACUGCAAAACAUCCGACAUCUAGCAAUAAGCUCAGACGGCGGGGUGAUGAAUCUUGAAGGCUCGCUGGAGUCCCUACGCAACCUGUCCUACCUUCGUAUUGAACAAACUAGUUUGUUGCCCACAUGGAUUUAUCCUGGAUCGCUUCUCCUUCUAUCCUCCCUGGAUAUUAUGGUGGCUCAGGUGCGAAGGGAGGACAUCCACGUCCUCGGGAUGCUGCAGGCUCUUCGUAUUCUGGUAGUCCGUGUGUCCGGUAACAACAUACAAGUGCUGGGAAGGUUCGUGGUUGGCCCUGAUGCCUUCCCAUGCGCAAGAGUGUGCAGAUUCUAUGGUUUUCAAACUGUGCCGUCUAUGUUCCCACGAGGAGCUAUGCCCGGGCUUGAAGAUUUUGAAUUCUGGAUCCGCCUGCAGGAUUUUUUCCAAGGUGAAUUUACUACCGAUGACCUGUCCCUGGACCACCUCCCGUACCUUCGGAGAGUGUCUGUCUAUCUUCAUCGUGGAAAGGAAAAGAUCGACGAGGAGAUGGAAAUGAAACUGAAAGAGAAGCUGAGGCAAGAGGCGGAUGACCACCCCAUCCACCCUUCCGUUAAUUAUAUUUUUUUCGGUUGA